AUGUCAACAUCAUUGCCUCGCCCACUCCGCCCGAAGGAUCGUCGUGGCUUCGAGAUAGCCAUUAUUUGCGCUCUGUCUCUCGAGGCUGAUGCGGUCGAAACCUUGUUUGACCACUACUGGGACGAUGAGGACCUGCCUUUCGAUAAAGAGUCAGGCGACCCGAAUGCCUACUCUACAGGCGUGAUCGGCCGCCAUAACGUUGUUCUCUCAUACAUGCCUGGAAUGGGUAUAGCCAACGCAGCUACCGUAGCUUCUAACUGCGGUAAAAGCUUUCCAGGUAUCAAACUUGCCCUUGUAGUUGGUGUCUGUGGUGUUGUUCCAUUCAAACCCAAUAAGGACGAAAUCGUGCUUGGAGAUGUCAUCAUCAGCGACGGUAUUGUUCAGUACGACUUCGGACGACAACUGCCUGGCCGCUUUGCCCGUAAGGACACGCUAUUGGACUCACUGGGCAGACCGAAUCUGGAAAUACGAGGAGUCCUGGCAAAGCUCAAAUCACUUCGGCAUCGCCGACAGCUAAGUGUAAAGAUAGCAGAAUAUCUCGAUGUUCUUUGCCAGGAACCAGAACUUCGUGCUGAAUAUCCUGGUGUUAUGGAAGACAGACUGUUCAAGGCAUCCUACCGACAUACGGAGGACCGGAAGUCAUGUGGCCAGCUCGGAUGCAACGGAGAGAUUGUGUCACGAAGCCGCUUAGAGGCUGCUGGGGUCCGUCCUUUGCCUGCUGUCCACUUCGGUUUGAUGGCGUCCGGAACUUCAGUCAUGAAGUCUGGCGAAGACCGCGACCGAAUCGCUGCGGAGGAAGGCGUCAUUGCAUUUGAGAUGGAGGGUGCUGGGGUCUGGGAUAGUUUCCCAUGCAUCGUGAUCAAGGGCGCUUGCGACUAUGCUGACAGUCAUAAAAGCAAAGAUUGGCAGCGAUAUGCAGCUGCUAUGGCAGCAGCUUGUGCAAAAGCUUUUCUCAGCUUCUGGGUUCCUUCGUCUACUCAAGAUAUCCCAUGCCUGGCAGCAACGAGCAGCCUUUCUCGAGAAAAUCAAGAUUGUUUUGACCAGACCAGAACUGCAAGUGGUAUCCAUGAAGGUCAAAUUGAACCUGUCUUUCUAGUUCCGUUUUCGGAAAACGAUCUUUUUGUGGGUCGGGAGGAUGUUCUUAUGAAGCUACAAGGUCUACUGUUUGAACAAGGGCGGCAAAAGGUCGCUCUGGUCGGACUUGGGGGUAUCGGCAAAACUCAGAUCGCUCUGCACCUCGCUUUCUGGGCCAAAGAGAAGAAGCAGGACUACUCAGUCUUCUGGGUGCCAGCGCUUAGUCGUGCCAGCUACGAACAGGCAUGUGUGCAGAUCAUAGACGCUCUCGGUAUCCCAACUUCUGACAAAGGUGAUUCCAUCGAGAAAGUUCGCCAACAUUUGAGUUCAAAACGUUCGGGCAAGUGGCUUCUUGUGGUUGACAACGCCGAUGACACACAAACCGUCAUGGGCUCAGCAGGUGUGGAGAGCGGCAUAUACCGAUCGCUUCCUCAGAGCGAGGAAGGGCGAAUCUUGUUUACAACACGAUACCGAAAACUGGCAGUAUCAGUUGCCGGGCGGAACAUCAUCGAGAUACCCGCAAUGAGUCCAAGCGAAGCGACAAGCUACCUCAAGGAGGCAUUGAUUGAGGAAAUCUGUUCGAGUGAUGAGGAAGUCAUGAACCAUCUGUUGACUUUACUGACAUACCUUCCACUGGCCAUCACACAAGCGGCUGCAUACAUGAACGAAAACCAGAAAUCACCCAUAGAGUAUCUACAGCUCUUUGAGAACACAGAUCGUGACCGAAUGGAACUGCUCAGCGCCGAGUUCCAAGACGACACAAGAUACGAGCAGUCUCAAGAUCCUGUAGCCACUACCUGGUUCGUCUCGUUUAACCAGAUCCGCAGGACAGACGAACUUGCCUCACGUCUUCUGAUGUUUUUGGCUUAUGUUGAACCGAAGGCGGUGCCCCUGUCGAUGCUGCCUGAAUGCGAAUCACGCCAGCAAAUGACUCGAGCAAUUGGAACAUUAUGUGGCUAUAAAUUUCUAGAUAAGCGAGGAUCCGACAAGGUAUUCGACAUGCAUAGCUUGGUACAUCUGGCAAUAGAGUCAUGGGUUGCGAAGAAUGACUCGGGUAAAAUGCAAAGCCAGGCAGCAAUAGCACGUCUAAGAGAAGUGUUCCCGACGGAUGAUUGGGAAAACCGAGAUAUAUGGCGGCAAUACCUGCCACACGCAAUUAAAGUUCUCAGAUGCGCUGAUGAUGAGUGGAGCGAAGACCUAUGCGAACUAGGUUAUUGGGUUGGCCGAUGUUUGGCUAUAGAUGGGCGUGUGAAGGAAGUGGUAGAGCUACUAGAGCAUGUGGUUGCAAUUAGAGAGACGACACUUGCGGAGAGCCACCCAUCACGACUGGCGUCACAGCACGAAUUGGCAACAGCAUAUGAAGCCAAUGGGCAGGUCGCAGAAGCAGUGAAGCUACUAGAGCAUGUGGCUGCAGUUAGAGAGACGACACUUGCGGAGAGCCACCCAAACCGACUGACAUCACAGCAUGAACUGGCAAUAGCAUAUGAAGCUAAUAGGCAGGUCGCAGAAGCAGUGAAGCUACUAGAGCAUGUGGCUGCAGUUAGAGAGACGACACUUGCGGAGAGCCACCCAAACCGACUGACAUCACAGCAUGAACUGGCAAUAGCAUAUAAAGCUAAUGGGCAGGUCGCAGAAGCAAUGAAACUGCUAGAGCAUGUGGUUACAAUUCAAGAGACGACACUUGCGGAGAGCCACCCAAACCGACUGGCAUCACAGCACGAACUGGCAAGAGUAUAUAAAGCCAAUGGGCAGAUUAUAGAAGCAGUGAAGCUGCUAGAGUAUGUGGUUACGAUUCAAGAGACGACACUUACAGAGAGCCACCCAUCACGACUGGCGUCACAGCACGAAUUGGCAACAGCAUAUGAAGCCAAUGGGCAGGUCGCAGAAGCAAUGAAACUGCUAGAGCAUGUGGUUACAAUUCAAGAGACGACACUUGCGGAGAGCCACCCAUCACGACUGGCAUCACAGCACGAACUGGCAAUAGUAUAUAAAGCCAAUGGGCAGGUCGCAGAAGCAGUGAAGCUGCUAGAGCAUGUGGUUACAAUUCAAGAGACGACACUUGCAGAGAGCCACCCAUACCGACUGACAUCACAGCAUGUACUGGCAAUAGUAUAUGAAGCCAAUGGGCAGGUCGCAGAAGCAAUGAAACUGCUAGAGCAUGUGGUUACAAUUCAAGAGACGACACUUGCGGAGAGCCACCCAUCACGACUGGCAUCACAGCACGAACUGGCAAUAGUAUAUAAAGCCAAUGGGCAGGUCGCAGAAGCAGUGAAGCUGCUAGAGCAUGUGGUUACAAUUCAAGAGACGACACUUGCAGAGAGCCACCCAUACCGACUGACAUCACAGCAUGUACUGGCAAUAGUAUAUGAAGCCAAUGGGCAGGUCGCAGAAGCAGUAAAGCUGCUAGAGCAUGUGGUUACAAUUCAAGAGACGACACUUGCGGAGAGCCACCCAUCACGACUGGCAUCACAGCACGAACUGGCAAGAGUAUAUAAAGCCAAUGGGCAGAUUAUAGAAGCAGUGAAGCUGCUAGACCUACCCUAUACCAGACCACCCGCGCAGGUCAACCUCCAAGCCGACAUCCAAAUCGACAAAGAUGAACUGGCCUACCCUAUACUCAUCCCCCCACAGGCAAAUACGCAUGAGCCGACAUCCAAGUCGACCAAGUUCAACCAGCCUACCCUACACCCCUCGAGGCACGCAGCAGCACAAGACCGGGCUCCUGAUCGCUCGACACGCAAACGAUUUUCACCAAGUCAAACCUGCUUACCCUGCACCCGCCGCCCGGAGACGACACAUCAAAAACCCAAAGGCCCACAACCCCUACAACUCCCUGAAUUGCUCAGAGAAAUCAUUGGGGAAAUCGAGGCGAAGGACGGCUUACCCUCAGCAGAUCGUAACAACAAGGCUACUCUACUGCUUACAGGACCGUUUCGCACAGCUAAGUCGUCUGCAAAGGAUUUGACCCCGCUCGUGUUAAAAUUACAAUACGCGAAAUACCACGACACGCUUCGAGCGCCGUGGAAGAAUCGCCUGCUAAGACGCUAA
This is a messenger RNA of Fusarium sp. VM40, 4122 nucleotides long. The record is from the annotation of a GenBank genome assembly. NCBI's taxonomy places the organism in Eukaryota, Fungi, Ascomycota, Sordariomycetes, Hypocreales, Nectriaceae.